Messenger RNA from Pseudophryne corroboree (corroboree frog), 2121 nucleotides. It is a transcript of the gene KCTD2, whose product is annotated as potassium channel tetramerization domain containing 2. Gene Ontology annotation, biological process: protein homooligomerization; proteasome-mediated ubiquitin-dependent protein catabolic process. Bases 103 to 840 code for a protein of 245 amino acids. Lineage: Eukaryota; Metazoa; Chordata; Amphibia; Anura; Myobatrachidae. Gene Ontology annotation, molecular function: cullin family protein binding. The transcript has 6 exons. The record is from RefSeq and is a predicted model, not a curated record. Gene Ontology annotation, cellular component: cytoplasm; Cul3-RING ubiquitin ligase complex.
UGGCCGCGGAAGUGACGGCACAUCUCCCCGGAAGCCUCGUCCGCUCCCUGUCUCGGUGUUAUGGCUCCGCCGCUCUCCCGGUUCUGUCCGGUUUGACUCAGUAUGGCAGAACCACAGCGGGAAUCCACAGAGCCUGUUGGAGUGCGAGUAGCGCCCUAUACCCUGACCAUACCCAGUCCCCGGAGCGGGCCCCCGAGCCCGGGUCUGUCCUGCUCCGCUCCCCGCAGCCCCAGGCAGCAGGACACCGCCGGCAGGACGGGGGGAAAGUGGGUCAGACUCAAUGUGGGCGGCACGUACUUCCUAAGCACCAAGCAGACACUGUGCCGGGAGCCGAAGUCAUUCCUAUACCGACUGUGCCAGGAGGACCCGGACCUGGACUCUGACAAGGAUGAGACGGGAGCCUAUCUCAUUGAUCGGGACCCAACCUACUUUGGACCCAUAUUGAACUACCUACGACAUGGGAAAUUGAUCCUCAACAAAGAGCUAGCAGAAGAAGGAGUUUUGGAAGAAGCUGAGUUUUAUAAUAUUGCCUCCCUAGUCCGUCUAGUGAAGGAGCGUAUUAGAGACAACGAAAACAGAACUUCACAGGGUCCAGUAAAACAUGUCUACAGAGUAUUACAGUGUCAAGAAGAGGAGCUCACACAGAUGGUAUCCACCAUGUCCGAUGGCUGGAAGUUUGAGCAGCUCAUCAGUAUUGGAUCUUCCUACAACUAUGGAAGUGAAGACCAGGCAGAGUUUCUAUGUGUUGUGUCCAGAGAGCUGAACAACUCCACUAAUGGACUGGUCAUUGAGCCCAGUGAGAAGGCUAAGAUUCUUCAGGAGCGUGGAUCCCGGAUGUGAGGAAGAAGUAUCAGUGGGAUCUGUUACAGAGCUCCACUCCGGCUGUAACCAAAGCCCUCACUGCCCGCAGAGCUCAUGCGCUGUAUUACUGAUGUAUCCCCUCAUCCUCGGCAGGCCUUAACCCCCCCACGUUAAAGAGGGGCAACGUGAGCCUAGUAAAGCAAACAAGAUUAUGUUUGCUAUCUCCACUCACAGGCGUGUACUUUGUGCUGUCAGGUUAUGUAGGAAUGAUGUCAAUUAUUGUGGGGUGCGAGGGUUAAAGGGGGAAAACCCUGCUUUUUUGGGGCUAAUUGUGUUUUGUGUGUGGGUGUCCUCUAUCUGUGGCCUGUUUGUAGAGGAGUCAGUAUUUUCUGCUGUGCCCCUUGGAUUCGCAGGAACAUGAAAUGGACUCUCUGCCUUUCUGCUGGAGCAAUGGAAACUGGACUUCCCUUGAAUUAUCUUUUAUUACAGUUGCCAAAAGUCAUGCUCUGUUUCCUGUCUCGAGUCAAGUUUACUGUGCGGUUGUGUCUCUAGUUGUGCAACUGCGGGGGAUCCAAUGCCUGCAGUCUCAUGGAUAAAGUACAGAACUCUGAUAUCAACCAAAUCUCAAGAAGUGGAAGGAAUCUGUAGAAAACUGCUCAUCUUACUGUGGUCACUGUUCCAGCACUUGAUGCUGCUGAGGGCAUUCCCAUGUCUCUUCAAUGCAUGCAUACCUAUACUACGCAAAAUUGUGUUCCACAUUGGGGGGGGGGGGACGGGGACUGUUAUCUGGGUUGGGGCUACCUGCCUGUAUCUCAGUCUGCUAUUUCAUCAAGCACAAACCUUUUUAGGACACAUACACGGAAGAGAUCAGGUGUAGCCAAGUCAUUUCUCCUGUUUGUGUGGGUGUAUAAAUCUCUCACGCAAGAACUGUCUUUAUUGCCAAAGCUAGUGUGUGGAUUUAUACUGCUCUCCAGCAGUGGCUGCCAAUAUAACCUGUUUGCAGUGUGCCUGCGGAAUAGUCUGAAAUAUAUAUAUAUAUAUAUAUAUAUAUAUAUAUAUAUAUAUAUAUAUAUAUAUAUGCAAAGAACACCUCAUCAUGAGAAUAGUGACUGUACACUGAAUUUAAAUAGCAUUCUAAAGAAAUAUAAAUUAUAUAAUAUUGCAUUAUUAUAAGUAUGUUGAACAAAAAACAAUUACAUUGUGCAGGGUGUGAUGCCUUCUGACAGCCGGUAGAUGCUACUAUACCUAUGCACAGUAUUAUGCUGGCAGUAACCUUUCUUAAUAAACAGACUGAACACAACAGCAUUAUAAACUCAUAAA